UGCAUGAUGAAGCAGAAGCAGACGAGGACUUCUCCUUCCACCCAAAACAACCAGUGUUGAGUGUUCUACCACAGCGGAGACGAGGGGAGGCGCUGUCGAAUGGCACCAUCAUCAUCUCCUUCUUGCCUUCCAUUGCCUUCUCUCUCGAUCCAACCCCGAAAUCGCCGUUCCUUCCACUUGCCCCCGACUUUGCGGUCCCCAGGAGGCGGACCGUCCUUGCGUUCUCACCGCCUCUCUUCUCCUUCUGCUUCUUCCGAGCUUUGGAGGACGGUCAGGCUCAGAUGCUCUUCGCAGGGGCAAUCGGCCGAAGAGAGCGAGCUCGAACUCGAGCGACUGUUCUCGAAUCUUAACCAGGCCACUCUCAAGCGGGAACCUGGAAGCCUGUCCAGUGCGGUUUUCCUGGUCGCAGGCACUACGGUAGGAGCUGGGAUUCUCGCCAUACCUGCCGUGACACAAGAAUCUGGAUUCAUAGCUUCUGCAGUUACCUGUAUUUUCUGUUGGAUCUUCAUGCAAUUAUUGGGUGUCCAAACAUUGCAGGUUGCAACAGGGCUGCUCAUCGCUGAAGUCAAUGUGAACACGAUGUGCGAACUGGGUUCUGGAGGUGUAUCGCUGGUAUCAAUGGCAAUGAGAACUUUAGGGAAGUUUGGAGUGCAAGUCGCUUGUUGGUCAUACAUUUUCAUUCAUUAUGCCCUCCUCGUUGCUUAUGUGGCUCGUUCUUCAGAUAUUUUAACAAAUUCUCUUGGCAUUCCACUAUGGGAGAGUGCUACCCUGUUCUCACUGGUAAUGGGGGGAAUCUGCUAUUUUGGCAGCCAGCGCUUGAUUGGUGCGGUAAACGGGGUUUUGGUUCUUGGCAUCCUGUUGUCUUUUGCAGCUCUCGUGGCAGCCGCAAGUGGAGAUGUGCACUGGGAGUCUCUUCUCAAAGCCAACUUUGAAGCUGUUCCAAUGAGUAUACCUGUUAUUGCACUAUCAUUUGUGUACCAGAACGUAGUGCCUGUUCUUUGUACAAAUCUUGAAGGUGACCUGACAAAAGUAAGGACUGCAAUUGUCCUGGGCACAGCUAUACCUCUUGGCUUAUUUCUUGUAUGGAAUGCUGUCAUCCUAGGGACUAUUACAAGUGCUGAUGUGAGCUCUGAUAACUUCAUUGACCCUAUACAACAAUUACGAUCCAGUAAUGGAGUCGUUGGCCCUAUAGUUGAGGUAUUCUCGCUUCUUGCAAUCGCAACAUCUUAUAUCGGAUUUGUUCUGGGCCUCUCCGACUUCUUGGCUGACUUGUUGAAGCUCCCCUCUGGUCAGAACAAACCUCUGCCAUAUCUCUUGACCUUGGUUCCUCCGCUCAUACUCUCAUUGCUAGAUCCAGAAAUUUUCUUCAAAGCCUUGGAUUUUGCUGGAACUUAUGGAGUGCUGGUGCUGUUUGGAAUCCUCCCUGCUGCAAUGUCAUGGUCAGAUAGGCAGUCGAAUUCAAUUACAUCGAUGAGACCACCCAAGCUGGUUCCCGGCGGACAGCUCACUCUUGCGGUAAUUGGUGGAGGGGCGGGAUGGGUGAUAAUAUCUGAAUUACUAGAGAACCUCGGGAAGACAUAGAGCACCGAGGAUUCAUUGUCUUUGCCAGAUAACCUAGCAAUAAUCGCUUGAAUGGACAACUAGAGCACAUGUUCUUUUCACACUAGCAGCUAGUGACCAUUCCCUUUCCUCAUGGUGCGAACAAGGUUUCUUGUAUUGUCGAAGCUCCUUAGGUUGUCUUCCGUCAAGUUAUUAAUGUUCAUUCAAA
Rhodamnia argentea is the source of this 1768-nucleotide messenger RNA. RefSeq names its product tyrosine-specific transport system. Gene Ontology annotation, biological process: amino acid transmembrane transport. The coding region runs from base 100 to 1581 and encodes 493 amino acids. Lineage: Eukaryota; Viridiplantae; Streptophyta; Magnoliopsida; Myrtales; Myrtaceae. The transcript has 14 exons. The record is from RefSeq and is a predicted model, not a curated record.